This is a messenger RNA of Echinococcus granulosus, 1728 nucleotides long. Its product is annotated as Propionyl-CoA carboxylase beta chain. Gene Ontology annotation, molecular function: propionyl-CoA carboxylase activity; acetyl-CoA carboxylase activity. NCBI's taxonomy places the organism in Eukaryota, Metazoa, Platyhelminthes, Cestoda, Cyclophyllidea, Taeniidae. The record is from RefSeq and is a predicted model, not a curated record. Gene Ontology annotation, cellular component: mitochondrion; acetyl-CoA carboxylase complex. The coding region runs from base 1 to 1728 and encodes 575 amino acids. The transcript is spliced from 4 exons. Gene Ontology annotation, biological process: fatty acid biosynthetic process.
AUGCUUUCAAGGUCAUGGUGUGGUCAACUCUCGCUUGUAAAUCGACUUUUACUUCGAACAACGGUUUCGGGAUGGGAGCGUUUAUAUGAAGUCAAGAAAGAAAUCAAGAAGAAGCGGGAGCACGUACUUCUUGGUGGCGGUCAAAAACGCAUCGAUGCGCAGCAUAAGCGUGGGAAGCUCACCGCGCGUGAACGAAUAGAUAUUCUUCUUGAUGAUAAUAGCUUCACUGAAUAUGAUGCUUUCAUGGAGCAUAAUUGCACAAACUUUGGAAUGGCAACAAAUAAGAUUCCAUGUGAUAGUGUUGUCACGGGUCACGGCACAAUUAACGGUCGUAGGGUAUUCUUGUAUAGGUUCGUAUGGUUUCUCCGUUUUUUGGUCAUAGUUUUGUUUAUUUUUCGUAGUCAGGACUUCACGGUAUACGGUGGCAGCCUAGGUAUGGUGCAUUCCCAGAAAAUCUGCAAAAUAAUGGAGCAGGCGAUGCUGAUAGGUGUUCCUAUUAUUGGUCUUAAUGACUCCGGAGGUGCCCGGAUUCAAGAAGGUGUUGAUUCUCUCGCCGGUGUCUCAGAGAUCUUUCAGCGCAACGUGGAUGCUUCUGGCGUUGUCCCACAAAUAUCCCUCAUUAUGGGUCCAUGUGCUGGCGGUGCCGCGUAUUCUCCAGCGCUCACGGAUUUUAUUUUCAUGGUCCGGGACACCUCCCAUCUCUUCAUUACCGGUCCUGAUGUCGUGAAACAGGUCACAAAUGAGACACUAACUCAGGAAGAACUGGGAGGUUCUAAAACUCACACCACUGUCUCUGGUGUUGCUCACAGAGCUUUUGACAACGAUGUGGAUGCUCUGCUUUCCCUACGAGAGUUUCUCACCUUCCUGCCUUCCAGCAAUCGUGAAAUGCCUCCUCACAGGGAGUGUCACGAUCCGGUGGAUCGUUUGGUUCCAUUUCUUGAUCACGUCGUCCCAAAGGACCCGUCAUCUCCUUAUGAUAUGCGCAAGGUCAUCCACGUGGGGUUUCUUUACGGAUGUUGGAAGACUCGGAAAGAAGGAUUUGCCCAACAGGCUAUCGUGGACGAAUCGGAUUUUUUCGAGCUAAUGCCCACACAUGCACCCAAUCUCCUCACCGGCUUUGCGCGUCUGGCCGGCCGGCCAGUGGGUAUUGUGGCUAAUCAGCCCACCGUUGCCGCGGGCUGUGUGGACAUCAACGCGGCCGUGAAGGGAGCUCGAUUCGUUCGCUUCUGCGAUGCCUUCGGUUUUCCCUUGGUCAACCUGGUCGAUGUUCCUGGUUUUUUGCCGGGUGUUGGCCAGGAGGCUGGGGGCAUAAUUCGCCACGGGGCAAAGCUGAUAUUUGCCUACUGUGAGGCCAGUGUACCUAAAAUGACGGUGAUCACACGGAAGGCGUAUGGUGGGGCAUAUUGCGUGAUGGGCUCGAAGCAUCUGCGGGGCGAUGUGAACUAUGCCUGGCCUAGCGCAGAGAUCGCGGUUAUGGGAGCAAAGGGCGCCGUACCAAUCGUCUUUCGCGACGAGCUUGGUGCGGCGGAGUCGACGGCCAAACUGGAGGCCACCUACGAGCGUGCCUUCGCUAGUCCAUUUCCAGCAGCGGCGCGUGGCUAUCUGGAUGACAUCAUCGAGCCAUGCACCACCCGAGCUCGACUCUGCGCUGACCUGGACCUCUUGAAGGACAAACGCGUACCUACUGCUAAUCAGUACCCACGAAAACAUGCCAAUAUGCCGCUUUGA